This is a messenger RNA of Gaeumannomyces tritici R3-111a-1, 2657 nucleotides long. RefSeq lists its product as hypothetical. Gene Ontology annotation, molecular function: RNA binding. Bases 63 to 2432 code for a protein of 789 amino acids. Gene Ontology annotation, cellular component: nucleolus; preribosome, small subunit precursor; 90S preribosome. Gene Ontology annotation, biological process: endonucleolytic cleavage to generate mature 5'-end of SSU-rRNA from (SSU-rRNA, 5.8S rRNA, LSU-rRNA); ribosomal small subunit export from nucleus; endonucleolytic cleavage in ITS1 to separate SSU-rRNA from 5.8S rRNA and LSU-rRNA from tricistronic rRNA transcript (SSU-rRNA, 5.8S rRNA, LSU-rRNA). The transcript has a single exon. The record is from RefSeq and is a predicted model, not a curated record. NCBI's taxonomy places the organism in Eukaryota, Fungi, Ascomycota, Sordariomycetes, Magnaporthales, Magnaporthaceae.
CCCCCAGAUUCUUACUUUCGACCACGCUGAGGGACCAAUUGACGACAAACUCACGAUACAAGAUGGCGAAACGCAAGGCUGAAAAAGAACACCGCGGCCGGAAGAGGAGGAAGCUUGCGGAGCAGCAGCAAAAGGAGGAGGCCAAGAAACAGGAGCGCCAAGAACAAGCCGACCUCGACAUCCCUCAUGAAGACAUCCCCCUCGACGGUGAGGACGCCGGCAAGGCCGGCCAGCAGGACACGCGCGAAUUCUUCGGCACCCUGUCGGAUGAGGAGCAGGAGUACUUCCGCCGGGCCGACGAGAUGCUCGAACUGAGCGACUUCCCCUCCCCCGACGAGCGCGCCGUCUUCAUCGCCAACGUCUUCAAAGAGGCGGCCGGCAAGGAGCUCAAGCUGGCAAGCAGCCAAUCCUGCUCCCGCCUCAUGGAACGACUGAUCCUGCUCUCCACGACUCGCCAGAAGAAGCGCCUGUUCGACGCCUUCGCCGACCACUUCCCGACCCUCGUCACCCACCGUUUCGGCAGCCACUGCUGCGAGCAGCUCUUUUCUCAGUCCGCCCCCAUUGUCUCCAGCGAGCUGGCCGGAGAGGUCGAAGAGGAGGAGCCGGAGGAGGAGCCGGAGCAAGCAGACGGCGAGCCGAAGAAGCCUCUGCUGUCGAUGGAAGAGAUAUUCCUCCUAGUUUUGGACGAGCUGGAGGAACACCUGACGUAUCUGAUGACGGACACUUUUGGCUCACAUUCGCUGCGGGUUCUGCUGACCGUCCUCGCUGGGAGGUCACUGGACCAGGUCUCGAUGAAAUCACUUCUGCAGAGCAAGAAUAAGGAGAGGAUAUCCGUACCGGGCGCCCAGUUCACGACCCAGACGGAGGACUCCCCGCAGACAAUGCCGGUGCCGUCGUCUUUCGGCCUCGCUGUCCAGAAAAUCAUCAACGACACACUCUCCUCGCUCGACUCAACAAUGCUCGCCGUUAUGGUGAAACAUCCAACAGGAAACCCAAUCAUGCAGCUACUCCUAGAACUCGAUAUUGCACUCAACACCAAGAACAAGAACCGGAAAAAGGCUUCUGAAGCGGCGGAUGAGGCCCAAGCGGGAGAGGGGGGCUCGUCAAUGACUUUGCUGGAGCGUCUUCUCCCUGGUGCCCCCGCAUCAUUGGGCGACGAGAAAUCGGAAGCGUCCAGGUUCGUGAGCGGCACCAUAUACGACCCCAUUGGCUCACGACUGCUUGAGACGCUCGUGACGCACUGCCCGGGAAAGAUCUUCAAGGGCCUGUACGCGCACGUGUUUGGGCCACGAGUCGAGACGCUGCUCCGCAAUGAGACAGCGACUUACUGUCUCAUGAGGGCGCUGAACCGCCUGAGCAAGGAGGACCUGGCCGAUACAGUCCAAAAGUCUCUGUCGAAGGUCGAGCUGCUGCUCUCUCGUGGCCGAUUUAGCAUUCUCGCCACACUAUUCGAGCGUUGUGACGCCCGCGAACUUGGCGAUUCGAUCAAUGCCCUCCUCAAGGCAGUUGCGGAUGCCUGCAACGCCGCCGGGAUUUCGCUCGUCCGGAGGCUCUGCUACCUGCAGAGCGAGGGGGGCGGCGAGAAAAAGGAUUGUAAGAAGAAAGACAAGAAGAACAAGAAGGGCGAAACCGACGCUGCGCAACUGGUGGAGCCAGAGGAGAAGAUGACGCCCAAGAGAAAGGACGACCUCGUCCGCAACGGCUGCAAGCUGGCGACAACCCUUAUCAGCAUCGGCGGCGCACCCGCACAGGCGAUACAGGGCUCGCUCCUCUUCCUCUCGCCCGAGGAGCUGGACCAGCUCGCGACCUCGACUGCGGGCGGCGGCGCGGGGUCCAAGUUCCUGGCGGCGGCCAUCGGGAAGCCCGCGUCCAACCCGGUCUUCCACAAGGUGCUGGCGUCGUCGCUCACGUCUCCGCCGCAGCAGCGCGUGCUCGCGCUGGCGCUGUCGGAGCAGGGGCACCGGGUGCUCAACGCGCUGGCGCUGGUGCCGUCCAAGGCGCCCGGGUUCGCGCUGCCCUUCUUCAUGAGGCAGUCGCUCGUGGCGCAGCUCGCGUCGCACGAGAGCGAGCUGCGCGCGAGCUGGACCGGCCGCAAGGUCUGGCACGCCUGGAAGGGCGACCUGUGGGCGCACCGGCCGGCGGACUGGAUUCAGUGGGCCAAGGAGGUCGAGCCCGAGGACAAGCGGCGGGCCAGGGCGCCCGAGGUGAGGGUCAAGAAGGCGCCGUGGGCGCCCAGGGAAGGAGACGAGGCGAAGGAGGACGAGGGGCCGGACAAUCAGGACACGGCCGCUCCGGCUGAUGAAGUGACAAAGAAGAAGGAAAAGAGAGAUAAAAAGGAAAAGAAAGAAAAGAAGGAGAGGAAGUCGGAAAAGAAGGAGGAGAAGAAGCGCAAGGAAAAGAAGACGAAAGAGGAUGUCGAUAUGGUGGUAUAGGAGAGAGCGGAUGUGAAGAAGGCAUCCAGAAAAGCAAAAGUAAUCGAGAUACCCAUCCAUACUUGGUAUUGCUUCACUUCGCGUCGAGCCUAGCGUGCAUGUCACCUGCAAAAGGAUGAUUGUAGACAUUCCCGAAUGUGUUUGACUUGUCUGUCGAUGCCAAGAUGGGACAUGUAGUGACGCAAAAAGCAAGAGCAGCAAACAUGCAAAAACAAAUUCACCCAG